AUGUCCAACACCGCAGAUCACGAUCAACAGUCUUGUCUUGGCACUGCCGAGCCCGCGGGAGCAACCAUUGCCUCCAUUUCCUCCCGCAUUACCACAACUUACCAACAACCUAUCCAAGCUGUCCCCAGCCACAACGCACCAAUUCGCGUGCCCGAAUACCCUAAAAUCCCGAUUAAGCUCCCACAAACAACCACACACAUCUACAACAUGGGCUGGCUCCCUUGGUCAUCCGGCGACUCGAACAAAGCCUCUGACGGCGGCCGCAUCGCUCCGGAUCGCACGAGUCGCGCACGUUGCUGGGAGGGAAGGGAUGCUUUCUUCGCCUGUCUGGAUCGGAAUGAUAUUUUGGACGGAAUUAAAGAUGAUAAGGAGGCAAGACGGAAAUGCGCGAAGGAGGUUGCGGAGUUUGAGGCUGCUUGUUCGGCGACUUGGGUCAAAUACUUCAAGGAAAAGCGCGUGAUGGAAUACAACCGGGACAAGACGAUUGAGCGGAUCAAGAAGGAGGAUGCGGAGACGGUGAAAGAGCUGAAGUCUCAAGGUUGGAAGUCCAACUAGAAGAGUUAGGCUAGAGGCUAUAGGUGAAGGGGCAGACGGGCUACUUUCUUGUACAUUAUGUACCAUAUCCACUCUUGACGUAUUUCGAUGAGCACUCCAUUUAAUGCUACACUGAUUUAAAGCAGUAUUUUAGUUCCAUAGGUACCUUGUGCAGGCUAUGCAUUAUCUUGCUUGAAAGAGUUGUUUAAAUUGGAGACUGGAUAUGUUAUGGGAGACGAAGACCAUGGACUCAUUUCUACA
Penicillium subrubescens is the source of this 795-nucleotide messenger RNA. Its product is annotated as cytochrome c oxidase subunit 6B family protein. The transcript has 2 exons. Gene Ontology annotation, biological process: mitochondrial respiratory chain complex IV assembly. The record is from RefSeq and is a predicted model, not a curated record. Gene Ontology annotation, cellular component: mitochondrial intermembrane space; respiratory chain complex IV; mitochondrion. Bases 1 to 555 code for a protein of 184 amino acids. Lineage: Eukaryota; Fungi; Ascomycota; Eurotiomycetes; Eurotiales; Aspergillaceae.